CGUGCGAGAAACCGGAAAGGGAAGUGGUUGCGCCCGCCGGGCCGCGGCAAUGCAGAGGGAGGAGAAGCAGCUUGAGGCAUCAUUAGAUGCCCUGCUGAAUCAAGUGGCCGAUCUGAAGAAUUCACUGGGGAGUUUCAUUUACAAGUUGGAAAACGAGUAUGACCGGCUGACCUGGCCCUCUGUCCUGGACAGCUUUGCAUUGCUUUCUGGGCAGCUGAACACCCUGAACAAGGUCUUAAAGCAUGAGAAGACGCCACUGUUCCGAAACCAGGUCAUCAUCCCUCUGGUGCUGUCCCCAGACCGAGAUGAAGACCUCAUGCGUCAAACUGAAGGACGAGUGCCUGUUUUCAGCCAUGAGGUCGUCCCUGACCACUUGAGAACCAAGCCUGACCCUGAAGUUGAAGAGCAGGAGAAGCAGCUGACAACAGAUGCUGCCAGAAUUGGUGCUGAUGCAGCUCAGAAGCAGAUCCAGAGCUUGAAUAAAAUGUGCUCAAACCUUUUAGAGAAAAUCAGCAAAGAAGAACGAGAAUCAGAGAGCGGAGGUCUCCGGCCAAACAAGCAGACUUUCAACCCUGGAGACACCAAUGCCUUAGUAGCAGCCGUUGCCUUUGGGAAGGGGCUAUCUAAUUGGCGACCUUCAGGUAGCAGUGGUCCUGGCCAACCUGGUCAGCCAGGAGCUGGUACAAUCCUUGCAGGGGCCUCAGGAUUACCGCAGGUUCAGAUGCCAGGUGCUCCAAACCAGCAGCAGCCAAUGCUCAGUGGAGUCCAGAUGGCUCAGGCAGGUCAACCAGGGAAAAUGCCAAGUGGAAUAAAAACCAACAUCAAGUCGGCGUCAAUGCACCCGUACCAGCGGUGAGUGUGGACGGCAGCCUCCACUCUCAGGUGAUCUGUGCUGAGUUGAGCAAUGAAAUGAUUUUUUGCUCAAGGCUUAUUUAGAUGGGUACAGUAAAAAGAACACAGGCUUUCAGCAAGAGACAGAUAGCUCCACUGUGAAUAGCCAUUCGAACUUGGGAAAGUGAUCUAAUAUUUCUGAGCCUGUGUUCUCAUUUGUAAAUGUUGAUAAUACCUACCUCAUAGGGUUGUUGUGAGGAUUAAAAUGAAAAAAUGAAUGUAAAACACUUAGCAUGGUGUAUGCAAUUCUGGGUCUUGAAUAAAUGAUAGUUUCCUACCUUUCGACCCUGCCAUUCCUUGUCCUAUAUGCAGAACUUAUUGUGAUUUGGUUCGUCUCCAUGACAACAGUGAGCCAAUGGGCCCAGGAUCAAGUUAUCUGUGGUGGCCUGUAUGUGUUGGGGGCAUACUGUCUCUGCAGGUCCUCCUGCCCAGGUACAGCCUGCUGGCCCUAAAAGCUACAGGUGAGGAGGUUUCUGGAGAACACUGUCCACUUCCAGGUGUGUUGAGACCAGCUCAGCAAUUCCCUGGGAAAUAGGUAAACAUGCCUGUCUUUUACCCUCCUGUGCUGCUAAAGAUGCCCAGGGUCCAGCAGGUGGGAGAGCUCUUAAGAGGGACCCUGGCAGGCAACAACACGGAGAAUACUGUCUUCCUCCGUGGAGGGCAGUUGUGUUUUACAGUGCCGUGGGUUGGGGUUCAUUUGUCUGCACAGUAACGACUCCCUGUCUCUGUCCUCUUCCAUCUCACUGAAUGUGUGGCUCAGAUAAGAUCUGGAUUGAAAGUGGGAAGGGCAGCAGCCCCAUUCAUAUUGCCUGCUUUUGUAGAGUUGACGAACAGUGGAGUUUUGGACAGCCAGGCCUGUUGCCUUUCUCAGCGUUCUUUUCUGGGCAAGGGCAGAGAUUGAGUCAGCAGAAGUGGGCCAAAGGGUUUCUUUGUUUAAUAAAGAUAUUUAAAUUAUG
This is a messenger RNA of Mus caroli (Ryukyu mouse), 1847 nucleotides long. RefSeq names its product mediator complex subunit 8 (gene Med8). NCBI's taxonomy places the organism in Eukaryota, Metazoa, Chordata, Mammalia, Rodentia, Muridae. Gene Ontology annotation, molecular function: RNA polymerase II cis-regulatory region sequence-specific DNA binding; transcription coregulator activity. The record is from RefSeq and is a predicted model, not a curated record. Gene Ontology annotation, biological process: regulation of transcription by RNA polymerase II. Gene Ontology annotation, cellular component: mediator complex; core mediator complex.